Messenger RNA from Larimichthys crocea (large yellow croaker), 3219 nucleotides. RefSeq names its product phosphoinositide-3-kinase, regulatory subunit 6b (gene pik3r6b). The transcript is spliced from 19 exons. Gene Ontology annotation, biological process: positive regulation of MAP kinase activity; G protein-coupled receptor signaling pathway. Bases 148 to 2223 code for a protein of 691 amino acids. Gene Ontology annotation, cellular component: phosphatidylinositol 3-kinase complex, class IB. Lineage: Eukaryota; Metazoa; Chordata; Actinopteri; Sciaenidae. Gene Ontology annotation, molecular function: 1-phosphatidylinositol-3-kinase regulator activity. The record is from RefSeq and is a predicted model, not a curated record.
CCUAUGAGUCACUCGCACUCCGUCUCACACACUACCUGUAAUUAUCACUUUAUUUCAGACAAAGGAGGCAGAGAAACUUCACACUCCUGACGCGUUUCUCUGCGGACAUUUAGAAGCUACAGUAAACUCUGGAUUAAUGCAGAAAAUAUGGACGAUCAUCCAGCUCUCUCAGCGUACAACGAUGUUCAGGCUCUUCUCAAAGAGAUGAACAGCCAAAGUGCUUCACAGAAAGGAAGACUCAGGUGGAUUCUCCAGAAGAAGUUGGAGAGCGAUCCGUCCUGCAGCAUUUUGUUGAUCCAAGUUCUCGUCAAAGAGCUGAAGAAGAAGCUGAAGACGACUUGUAAAACACAAUCCUACGUGCAUGUCAUCCCGGUGCUGCACACAAUCUAUUAUGUGGUUAUUCAGUCAGGUGGGAUGAUUCCUGCCAGCCUUUACCAGACGGUGUACGAGUGUUUGAUCAAACUGUUGAUUUUACCGACGCCUUACUGCACCGUGGUCCUGAGCACUCUGAGGAGCAUCAAGAUGGAGAUGAUCACACCAGGCUCUUUAUAUCAGAGGAGAGUCGUUGCAGAGCAGAACUUGAAGAGUGAACAUCUUACUGUGCAGGAAAAGGUGUUUGUGCUCGCCGACCCGGCGGUGUUUUCAGCUCCACUGGAGGCGACAGUCAGAGCACACUUUGAGGCGCCCAGCUCGUUCAGGAACACGACGACCAUGGAGAAAAACGUGGUUCUCCAUGUGCUGCAUACAGGGCUCGGGGCGACCUGCCAAAGCUCCAGACUGGCUCAGGCUCUGAAGGCUUUAGAGGACCAUGUGGUGGAGAAAUAUUUCCAGGAAGUUGUUCUAACAGUGGAGCAGAGUAUAAAACAUGGCCCAGGUGGUUAUCUGAACAAACUACAUGACAUUUACAGAAACAUCUUGACUGACUGCAGAGAAGAAAUAACCAAAGUAGAUCAUGGUUCUUUGGUGUACGGCGCGGCAUUGCCCUUUCCAGAGAUCAACUUCCAGUUGUGGAGAUCCGAAGAGGAUCUAUGGAAUCUGCUGGUAAAGUUCGCCCUGGAUUGCUGCCGGAACUCGAGCACUGAUGAAGAAGUGAAGGACAAAAAAGGUUCAGUCCAGUCUGAGGAUGAUCAAAAAGAGAGAAAUCCUACGUCAGUAUUCAAUCGGAGAAAGGCCUUCAAGAACAUGAAGCCAGCGGAUAAAAUAACGCUAAUGAGGGAGAAGAUCGAAGCGUUUCCUGGAAGCUCUCCGGCCUUCAAAGAAGACAGGAGGCGUCACACAGCACGGGUCGUGGUAAUGGGGGAUGAUCGUGUGCUGGGAACACUUACCAGGGCUUAUUGCCUUAUUCGAGAAAGAGAGUCGAAACGUCUUGUUUUGACCAAAAGAUUGGACAUUCAGUUCUACUACAUCCCAGUCACUGAUGUGGAACCAUCGUCCAUUCCACCUGGUGGUCCAUGUCAGGACAAAGACAGAUUGUCUCUCGCCUCCUUACUGGGAAGAGUGGAUCCAUGGUACAACAGCAACAUCAACAGUCUGGGAGCUGAACUCUCCAAACUGGGUAGAACGCACUCUGAGCCAUCAGAGCAAAACCUCUUCCUACUGGACAGCCUGUGUUACUACCUUCGCUGUGGGAAGCAGCCGGUUAACAUCCCGCUCUAUUCAGUUAAGAUGACCUGCUCCAGUGGCGACGUGGACGAAGUGUUUGUGUCUCAUCUGGAGGCAGAAAUCCCAGAGUUCAAACACCUGAAAGAAAACUCCUCAAAGGAGCCGUCUGCACGCCGAAAGAAGUCGACAGUGGCAGUGUUUGGAACGGCUAUCUCAGUCAGUUACACAAAGAUCUCUUUAAGCAAACGAGAAGUCGUGAAAGGAGAGGCACCCAUGACGUACGGCGUGGUCAUAACAUCAGAGCCGGCAGCCUUAACAUCAGGUCAGGAUUACCUCAGUGUCAGGUUUGACAGUGUGAACCCAAUAUACAACACGAAGAUCCAAACUCAAAACAUCAGCAUCAGGACGAUGGAGCAUCGGACACUCUCUGUGUGUCUGGACAAGGACUCCCGCCGGAGAUACACUGAUGUCCAAAGGAUAGAAAUUUCUCUGUGCUUGGAUCCCGGAUGUAGCUUCUGGUCGAGGUUCAGCGUCAGUGGCGAGCAAGAGCAGUCGCUGAGCAAGUUUCUGAACAAAGUCCUGUCACUGCCGAUCAACACCUUCACCGGUGUGACACUCUGAGAGACGUCUGUUGACUUUGCAUGUACAUAUAACAAAUACUGCUGCACAUCAUGCUUUAUUAACACUUUGUUUCACACUAUAAGCAGAUAUGGUUGUAUAAAGACAGCAGAGGUUCUCUAUUGUGACCAUUUAUAAUACAAGACAUCAGUAUUUUUGUGUGUAAUCCCACUGUGGUAAAUACAUUCAGCUGUUUAGCCCUAUAGAAGAAAUAACAACAAACCAACAUCCUAAAAGGGGAUUGACUUCUAUGCAUCAGUCAUGGAAGGAUUGGCAUGGUGUGAGGAGUUAAAUUCAGUGAUUUCCACUGAGGACUGGCAGAUUUGAUUAAAAUCUCAAACACAAACAAUAAAUACCCAUUUUACAAGUGCUACAAGUGUGGUAGAGAGGACACACUAUCAUUGCCUAUGGGACUGUCCACUGAUUCAAGCCUUUUGGAGUGAGGUGAUGGAUUUGAUUUUGCAGGUUACAGGUAUAAAACUAAUAUUAGACCCCAAACUAUGUAUCCUUGGUAUUUUUCCGACAAACCUUGACCUUAGCAAGGCAAAUAAAUCUAUGAUUAUUUUUUUGCAUGCUACAAGCCAAGUACACUAUAGCCAAAUCAUGGAAAUCCAGUAUCAGAGUCAGGCUUGCAGGACUAUCAGACUCGCUGGCACUGGACAAAAAAACUCACCUUCACGUUAAAGGGUAAAUGUCUGAAUUUUGACAGUAUGUGGAGAUCUUUAAUGGUGUUAGAGGGGAGGAAAGCAUUGGAGGCAUGUUCCCCUCCGUAUGUAAACCAUAAACAAUUGAAAUUACCAUGUAUUUAUUAUGUUUGUUUGUUUUUUCUCUUUUAUUUUUUAUUUUAAUGCUUUUCUCUAAGGAAGUUGACAUAUUAUUCACAUUUUGGACUGCAAAACAACACAUGUUGCUGCCCUGUAAUGUUUACCUUAUUGUGAUAGGUUAGUUUUGCACCCGUAAUAUAUCUUGUUGCAGUGUGAUUGUUUAUUCUGAAAAUUA